This is a messenger RNA of Vespula pensylvanica (western yellowjacket), 4264 nucleotides long. RefSeq names its product ribosome biogenesis protein BMS1 homolog. Gene Ontology annotation, biological process: ribosome biogenesis; maturation of SSU-rRNA from tricistronic rRNA transcript (SSU-rRNA, 5.8S rRNA, LSU-rRNA); endonucleolytic cleavage of tricistronic rRNA transcript (SSU-rRNA, 5.8S rRNA, LSU-rRNA). The record is from RefSeq and is a predicted model, not a curated record. Gene Ontology annotation, molecular function: U3 snoRNA binding; GTP binding; GTPase activity. The transcript is spliced from 2 exons. Gene Ontology annotation, cellular component: 90S preribosome; nucleus. Bases 185 to 3880 code for a protein of 1231 amino acids. Lineage: Eukaryota; Metazoa; Arthropoda; Insecta; Hymenoptera; Vespidae.
CGCUUCGAUCGCAUCGUCGCAAUCUCUUGUCGACAUAUCCUUUCGUUCGAGUAUUUAACCUAACCGUGUCGUAGGAGAAACACAUGGUCGUGCUGCUUAGGUUUACGAGUAAGUAAAACGAUUAAAAUUUAGAUUAAUAAAUAUCUUGUAAUAUUUAUAAAAUAAAUGUAACGAGUGUGACAAAAUGUCUAACGAAGAAGAUAGUGUAAAACAUAAGACGCAUAGAGAACGUAAUGCUGGUCGUAAAGCGGAAAAGAAAAAAGCGAAAAAUCAACAUGUUCAAGAAUUAACGGAUAAACAGAAAAAUCCGAAAGCUUUUACGUUUAAUUCAGCUAUUAAAGCCGAACGACGAUUUAGACGUAAGCAAGAUAUUGAAACUAAAAAACAACAUAUUCCUGUGGUAGAUAGAACACCUUUAGAACCACCACCAAUUUUGGUCGCAGUUGUAGGACCUCCCAAAGUUGGGAAAUCCUUACUUAUACAAUGUUUAAUAAAAAGUUAUGUUAAGCAACCAUUAACUAAUAUAGUUGGUCCUGUCACUGUAGUCUCUGGUAAGAAAAGAAGAAUUACAUUUAUGGAGUGUAAUAAUGAUAUAAGUUGUAUGAUAGAUAUUGCAAAAGUGGCCGAUUUGGUAUUGCUAUUAGUAGACGCAUCUUUUGGCUUCGAAAUGGAGGUCUUUGAAUUUCUUAACAUAUGUCAAGUUCAUGGUAUGCCAAGAAUUAUGGGCGUACUAACUCAUUUAGAUUUAUUUAAGAAUGCAAAACAAUUAAGAAAAACAAAGAAAAUAUUAAAACAUCGAUUCUGGACUGAAGUAUAUGCAGGUGCAAAACUAUUUUAUCUUUCUGGAUUAAUUCACGAUGAAUAUCUUCGCACUGAAAUAAAGAAUCUGGCAAGGUUUAUAUCGGUGAUGAAAUUUAGACCAUUGACUUGGCGUACUUCGCAUCCUUAUAUACUUGCGGAUAGGAUAGAAGAUUUAACAUCACCCGAAUUGAUAAGGAAAAAUGCUAAAGUUGACAGAACAAUAUGUUUAUAUGGGUAUGUUAGAGGAGUUCCCUUAAAUAAGGAAUCUUCCAUUCAUAUUCCUGGUUGUGGAGAUCUUAGAAUUAAAGAUGUAAGUUAUUUACCUGAUCCGUGUCCUCUUCCUGAACAAUUAAAAAAACGUGCAUUAAUAGAAAAAGAAAGAUUAAUAUAUGCACCAUUUUCUGGCAUCGGUGGAAUUGUUUAUGAUAAAGAUGCAGUCUAUGUAGAACUGGCAGGUAGUCAUUCUCAUAAAGAGGAAGAUACAGGUUUAACUGGAGCAUUGAUGGAUACUCGAGAAACAUUAGAUCAAAAAUUACAAUAUAGUGAAUUACAAUUAUUUAGUGAUACUGCUCCAAUUAAAUCUCAGGAUAUUAAUGAAGAUUUUAAUUCUCAUUACAUUGGAGAAAAUGUAGUUGAAGAUGGAAGGGUAAGAAGGAAAGUUAUUUUUCCUGAUUCCGAAGAAACUGCAGCAGUUUCUGAUGAGGAUUCUGAUGGUAGUGAAGAAGAGGAUAAUAAUAUUGAAGAGUUCAAUAAUAAGGAGUUGAAUAAUGAUGAAGAUGAUCUAAAAAAAAAUACAAGUAGAAAAGGUAUUAAAAGAAAAAAUCAGGAUUUACAAUUUAUAACCUCUAGACAGAAAAAGAAGAAAGUUCAUUUUACUAAUUCUAAUGAGGAAGAUAGCGAUGUAGAUGAUGAUCUUGAAGAUAAUGAUAAUAAGGAAGUAAAAAAUAAAACAGAGAUAGAAGUCUAUCAUUCUUUAAGUAAAGAAUCCGAUAUUCAAGUAAAGAAUAAAAUUACCGAAGCUCUUAGUUUUUUAGAGGCAAGUACUAGUAAAAAGGAUAUAGAUGAAAGUGAUAAUGAAAGUGAUAAUGAAAGUUUUGACGAGCUUAGUGAUGAUGAUUCGCGUGGGGAUUUAGAAAUAGAUAAUUCUAAUGAUGAUAAUGAUUUUCAAAAAGAGAGAUUUUCAAAAGAGACAAAAGAUCAUGAUACGGAUGAAAGUGAGGAAGAAAUUGCAGAUGAAUUUAAAUGGAAGUCUAAUUUAUUAGACAAAGCAAAAAAAGCAUUUAUAAAUCGGCGAGAAAGUAAUAAAAGCCUAAUGAAAAUUGUUUAUGGAGUAUUUGAUAAAGGUAUACAGAAUAAUGAUAAGGAAGAAAAGGAACAAGAAGAUGAAAAUGAUAAUGAACCUGUUGGUGGAAUAUUUAAAGUAGUACAAGAGAAACAAAAAGAAAAACUACAAGAACGUGAAUUACAAAAUUUGGACGAAUGUGUGUUCUUUUCAAAAGAACCUUCGCGCGAUUGGUUGGAUGAGGACAAUAAAGUUUUGUUGCUUAAUUGUUUUGUUACUGGUAAGUGGAAAGAAUCUGAAGAUGCAGAGGAACUUUUAAAAUUAGAUGAUAUGGAUGAAGAUGAAGUAUAUGGAGAUUUUGAGGACUUAGAAACUGGGGAAAAACAUAAGGCAGAUGAUUCGCAACAAUCACAAAAUAAUGAAAUAAAUGAAAAGAAAAAGCUUCUUGAGAAGAAAAAGAAAUUAAAAGAACAAUUUGAUGCUGAGUAUGAUAAUGGAGAAUCAAAAUCGUAUUACGACGAAUUAAAACAAGAGGUAGAUAAACAAGCAGAAUUAAAUAAAUCAGAAUUUGAAGGAUUAGAUGAUGAUAUUAGAGUUCAAUUAGAAGGUUAUCGUCCAGGAAUGUAUGUACGAGUAGAGAUACAAACUGUUCCUUGUGAAAUAGUUACAAAUUUAGAUCCAUCGUAUCCACUCAUUAUCGGAGGGUUAUUACAUGGAGAAGAGAAUAUAGGAUAUGUACAAACGCGAAUUAAAAAACAUCGAUGGUAUUCGAGAAUUUUGAAAAGUAAAGAUCCAUUAAUAUUUUCCGUUGGCUGGAGGAGAUUUCAAACAUUACCGAUUUAUUCAAAAUUAGAAGAUAAUUUACGUAGUAGAAUGUUAAAAUAUACUCCUGAACAUGUUGCUUGUAUGGCACAUUUUUGGGGACCUAUUACGCCACAAGGUACAGGAGUUCUUGCAGUUCAGGAUAUUGCUACCAGAGAACCAGGUUUUAGAAUAGCAGGAACUGGAUCUAUUGUAGAAAUGGAUAAAAGUACUCAGAUUAUGAAAAAAUUAAAACUCACUGGUGUACCAAUGAAAAUUUAUAAAAAAACAGCUUUUAUUAAGGAUAUGUUUAACAGUACAUUAGAAGUAGCUAAAUUUGAGGGUGCAAAGAUAAAAACAGUUUCUGGUAUUCGUGGUCAAAUAAAAAAAGCAGUUUCAAAACCAGAAGGUUGUUUUCGUGCUUCAUUCGAAGAUAAAAUUUUGUUGAGCGAUAUAGUUUUUUGUCGUACUUGGUAUAGAAUUGAGGUACCUAAAUUCUAUAAUCCUGUAACAUCUCUUUUAUUACCUCCUGCAGAAAAAAAUCAAUGGCGUGGAAUGAAAACUACUGGUCAAUUAAAACGAGAAAAGAAUAUUCGUGCAACAGUUAACACUGAUUCACUUUAUAUUCCUAUUGAAAGAAGCAUGAAAGUAUUUAAACCAUUGGUUAUACCACGUAAUUUACAAAAGGAACUUCCUUAUAAAGACAAACCUAAAUUUGAAUCUAAUCCUCAUACGCGUAAAACUAAAUUUGAAGAUCGUAGAGUAGCUGUUGUAAGAGAUGCUAAGGAAGAAAACGUAGCACGUCUUAUGAAAAUGAUUAGAACGUCAUAUGCAUAUAAGCAAAAACAACUUAGAAAAGCUACAGUAGACAGGGUAAGAGCCCUUAAAGCACGAGUUACGGCAGAAGAAAGAAGAAAAUUAAAGAAGCAGAAAGAAUAUAAAAAACAGAUCUUUAGAGACCUUAGUAAAUUAGAAAAAAAAAAUAAAAAGAUAUAAUUUCUAAACAGAAAUUUAUACGCAUGUAGUUGGUAGAUUAAAUGUAAUUAAUUGUAUAAAAAAGUCCUCUUUUUUAUGUUAAUUAUAUAUUACAUUAUCAACUUAUUACAAUAAUGUUAUGAAGUUUGCUAAGCUAUUCAUGUUAAAUAUCUUGUCAUUCUUUCCUGUAACAAUUGGUAUUAUUAUUAAUCGAAAUAUUUAUUUUAUUAUCAUAUUUAUACCAAAAUAAAAAGUAUAUGUAUAUACAAACAUAUAUGUUGCAUCUACGCGAUUGGUCAAUUGAUUGUUGAAAUUUGUAAAAAGAUUAUCAUCGAUGAUUACUAGUAAUAGAAAAUUAAUACUUUUAUAUGUAAAAUAUCAAUAAAUAUAUGUUGUUUACAAUAA